AUGGCAAGUGUAGAAGCAGACGAUUCCGGCGAUGUCAAAGACUGGAUUGCGCAAGUCAAACAACUACAACUGCAACGGAAAGCAGAAGAUGAAGCGCGAAAUAGGAAGUUGGAGGAGGAUAUUUUGGCAGAGCGCAGGGCGCGACAAGAGCGGAGAGCGAAUCGCAGUCGUUCCGUGUCGCCAGAGAAGCUUGGCAAUUCUGCGAAUCGACCCGCCUCCAGUGGUCUGCCUAAAGUUGAGGCAUCUACUGCACCCAAAUCUGCCGUACCGAUCGAGAAGGCUGAGCCAACCAGACCCAGUAGUCAAGAGAACAACACAUAUGUGGCGGAAGAAGUCCCGGCCAUCAGUGAGAAGCCAACACUGACGAAGACUGCCAAAAUAGGUGAGAGCACAGCAACAAAGGUGGACGUGCGGCAGAUGCUCGAGAAGCGCGACCCAUCCUACUUUAGGCAGACACCGAAGCCCGUUGGGCUACGCAAAAGUUCGUCGAGCCAGACAACGACUGUCCCAAUGGCACUGCUGGGCCUCUCAAAAAUGCCCGAAGCAUCUACACCUCUCCCGAGCAAGUCAACAAUUGCAGAUGCUUCGCCUGUCGAAGAGGCGAAGAAGGCUACUCCGCCGAAGCCCAAGUCUUCUGAAUCGCCCAUCAUUCCAAUCAAACCGACCCUUACAAAGCUGCCAGAUCAGCUUGCACCACUGGCAUCGCCCUCUGGUGGCAAGCGUCUCUCUGCACAACUCUCCCCUCUCGCGCCAUCAAGGCUACAAACGCCUCUCAGCGGAUCAAACCCCACAACGCCCAUCAAGUCUGGUUCACGUUCUGGGAGCCCCACGCGUGCUGAAUCACCGACACGUUUUGCAAGCAUGCAAGCCGGUAGCAGUAUGAGUAGCGCAGAUUUGCUAGCGACGAUGCGAUCGGGCCUCAAAAGUACAGCUGUGCAUCGCCAGCCUGCUCAAGAUCACGUCAAAGCGACGCUUCUGAGCGCAAAAGGUGGACUUCGCUCACCGACGUCGCCUGCCCUCAAGACAUUUGGCACGUCAGAGACACCAUCACCGGGCAAGCUUAUCGAUAGCCCGCGUUUACUGACCCCAAGAAUGGCAAAGACUGAGGAGAGCGUGACGCCUAUUGCGCGGCAGAAUUCAGCACCAGUAUCGGCCCCUGCUGAUGCAGCACCACUGACCGCUUCAUUCACGAGGCAUCAUUCCAUGCCACCAAAAAAUGUCAAGCAAUCUGAUCUCUCAAAUCGCUUCAACCCUGGUCUUGCGAGUUUGCUUCAACGUGGACCACCGCCAUCAGUACAGAAAGGGGUGGCUCCAGAGGAGCAACCUGUGCCUGGCGCAAUGGAAGAGGAAAAAGCCGCGAUAGCUGAGUCAUCACAGACGUUGACACAUAUGACCAAAUCUAGGGCAAGGCGGCCAGGCAAAAGACCACCCACUAGCCUGGCCAAGGUUGAAGCAGCAACUUCUUCGAAAGAGAGUCCAGAGCCGACAAAGUUGACUAAGCCAGACGAGCCGGUCGCUAAACCUGCUGUGCCACUUGCCUCCAAGCCAGUCUCGAGAGUAAACACUGCCUCGUCAACGGCAUCAAAACCAGCGGCCUUGUCUGCAAAGCCAUCAUUGGCAGAGCGCUUCAACCAGAACAACGCUGACUCUCUCUUGGUUGCGCCAAAGCCAUUGGGCUCGCCGCACAGAUUCGACAUUAAGCGCACGGAGAAUAGAUCUCCUACGUUACCGGAGCUCAAGACUUCUCCUCUCAUGCCAGACUUCAAACGGAUGAGCCUAUCGAGUCCCAAAUCACCUAGUCAUCGGAAUAGUAUGGAGCUUGGCAAGUCUGCAACCGGCUCGAUUCCUGGCAUGUGGUCACAAGCAAGGAAGCAAGAAGUACUGCCCAUGGAGAAGCCUUCACCGCCGAGCAAGCCCGUUGCUUAUGUGCAACUGGAGGAUGUCGCACCUCAAAACACAAUGCAAAACAGUCUGCCUGCAAAGCCAGAGUUGCCGGCCAAAAGUGAGCCAGUAAGAUCUCCAUCUGUCUUUUCUGGUCGAUCAGUCAGUCCCUUCAAACGUGAAGGUCGUACCCAAUCGAUUCAUCACAAGAGCAUGACUUCCUCUUCUUCCAUUCCCGAUGUCGGCGACUUGCUUCGAUCGCGGGCCAAUUCUAUGCUGAUGCGAGAUUUGUCCAUCAAAGCGGCGCCGAUACUGCCAAGCCCUCAAACAUCUCCUCGACUACCCUGGGCAGAGUCAGCAAGGCCACCGCCAACCAGUUCAGCGCCUAGUGUCACGCGUCUCAACUCACGACCCGGUGCAGGAGGUGGGGCGUUGCUGUUUUGUGUUCGACAACAUGUUCGCAGUAUCGUCAUUGAUGAGCUUCUCUGCAAAGCAGCACAGUUGUGUUCUGGUUUUGUGUACAUUUUGCAACAGCCUGAGCAAGUGACCAUCUGGCAAGGUCGCGGUGCCGCGCCUGCAGAGGUGGAAGCGGCUCGCGAGUUUGCUCAUUCGCUGAGUGAUGCGACGCCCAUCGUGCUGCGCGAGGGUGAUGAAUCGCCUGAUUUUUGGAAGGCGUUGGGAGGACAGGGUCGAUACGCUUCUGCGAGCUAUUGGAAGUUGAAGAAGGACUUCAAGCAUUACCGGACUGCGCUGUACACGGUUGAUCAUGUGGACCAGCGGAUACACAUUUCGAUGAAGGAGGCCUUUUCUGUCGCUGACUUGAAGGGAGACAAGGUCCAUGUGAUCGAUACAUUCUUCGAGCUCUACACAAUCAUCCCAUCGGUGAAGGCCAAUGUCAAGCGCGAUGAUAUUCUGGCUGCACUGAAGUUUGUGCGAGAUCACAGUACAAAGUCAGGGCACACACGACCGUUCGUUCCAAUGGCCUUGGUUGUGAGUUGUCUCUCGCGCUGGCCCAGAGAUCUCAAAGCUGUCUUUCGCGAGCCAGUGGAGGAUACACUGCCAAAUUUGGCCAUCCUCGAGUUGGAGACUGCUGAGCAAGUCUUGCGCUUUUCCAAGUUCUCUAGGAAAGAACUGGCGGAAGGCACUGCACUGGGAGCAGACUACAAGCGCCUAGAAGACUUCUGCGAUGCGAAUUGUUUCGAUGAGCUGUUUGCUAUGGAUGCACAGCAAUUCAAGCGUGCGUCUUUUGAGAUACAGAAGCAAAGUAGGGACCGGGCAUUGAGGACAUUGGGCGUUUAUGCGCUGACGUAG
Protomyces lactucae-debilis is the source of this 3192-nucleotide messenger RNA. RefSeq lists its product as uncharacterized. Lineage: Eukaryota; Fungi; Ascomycota; Taphrinomycetes; Taphrinales; Protomycetaceae. Gene Ontology annotation, biological process: barbed-end actin filament capping; actin filament severing. Gene Ontology annotation, molecular function: phosphatidylinositol-4,5-bisphosphate binding; actin filament binding. The transcript has a single exon. The record is from RefSeq and is a predicted model, not a curated record. Bases 1 to 3192 code for a protein of 1063 amino acids.